Messenger RNA from Capsicum annuum, 2807 nucleotides. RefSeq names its product calmodulin-binding receptor kinase CaMRLK. The record is from RefSeq and is a predicted model, not a curated record. The transcript has 2 exons. Gene Ontology annotation, molecular function: protein binding; protein kinase activity; ATP binding. Gene Ontology annotation, biological process: protein phosphorylation. Lineage: Eukaryota; Viridiplantae; Streptophyta; Magnoliopsida; Solanales; Solanaceae. Bases 339 to 2372 code for a protein of 677 amino acids.
AAUUAAAAUUCAUAUAACUAGGUUAAUUAAAUGGAUGCUUGAGUUGAACCUCAAAGGAAGUUUAGGUUCAACAAACCCUCUCACGGAUCCACAUAUAUUUGUACAUAUCUCUCUCUCUCUCUUUCAUAUUCUACCAUUUAUUUUCUCUAGUAGUAUUUUUUCUCUCUCCAUAUAUAAAACCAAACCAAUUGUGUUGGACUUAUUUACCUCCACAGCUCCACUUGAAAAAUCCUCCUUCCUUCAUCUACUCUUAUCAAGUCUCUAUGGCAUUUACAUCAACUACUUCCAACUGAAACAAACACACAAAAAAAAUCACAAUUACAACAACAAAAAAAAAAAUGAAAAUCUUCUCCACACUCUUCAUUUUCCUAUCUCUUUUCACAUUCACAACAUCAGAAUCCACUUGCAAAAACAACCCAGAUUUAUCUCUUGUUUCCAAGGCUUUCAGUUCUGUUUAUGGCUUUGAUGUUACGUGGUUUGGUUCAAACUGUUCCUCUCCAAUAACUGAGAUAAAAUUGUCUUCAAGAAGCCUUACUGGCACAGUAUCAUGGAAGUACUUAACAAAUUUGUCACAUCUUCAUACUAUAGAUCUAUCAAACAAUUCCUUAAAGGGUUUUGUUCAUCCUAUGUUUUGGUCUAUUUCAUCUUUGGUUCAAGUCAAUUUGUCAAAGAAUAAGCUAGGGGGAACAGUUGCUGUAACAAAGUCAUCAUCACCUAUUCAAAGACUUGAUCUUUCUUUUAAUAGGUUUACCAACUUUGGUUCUGUUUUUUAUGGUUUUCCUAAUCUUACUUCUCUUGACCUUUCACAUAAUGAUCUCAAGAUUUUGCCUUUUUGGUUUACCAACUUAACUAAGCUUGAAAAUUUGAGCAUUUCUAGUUGUAACAUUUAUGGUAAUCCACAACCCAUUUCACAUAUCAAGUCACUUAAGCAUUUAGAUGUUUCUGUCAACCAUAUGAAUGGUCAAUUUCCCAAUGAUUUUCCUCCUCUUUCUAGUCUUGAUUUCUUGAAUAUCUCAUUCAACAACUUCACUGGUGUAGUGCCUCAAGACCAGUAUGCAAAGUUUGGCAACUCUUGUUUCAUUCAUGCUGGGAAUGUCCAGACCAAGAAUCUCUUACCAAAUCACAAGAAUUCCUCACAAUUCCACAUUAAAAAUCACAACUUUACAACCCCACCACACAAAAUGUUGCCUAUGAGACACAAACCAAUGAACAAAAACACCAACAGAAAAAAGCCCAAAUCAAGAAAGAAAGUUUUAAUCACAGCAACUUCAGCUGCCUCAGCAUUUCUAAUCUUGGUCAUGGGGUCAAUCUUAUUGUGUCUGUACAAGAGGAGAAAAUCAUUGGCUAGAAAAAACAAAUGGUUAAUCUCAAAGCCAAUACAAGUACCUUUUAGAAUGGACAAAUCAGGGCCAUUUUCAUUUGAGACAGAGUCGGGAAACUCAUGGGUUGCUGACAUAAAAGAACCAAGUUCAGCAUCAGUAGUAAUGUUUGAGAAGCCAUUGAUGAACCUAACAUUCAAGGAUCUCAUAGUAGCCACAUCUCACUUUGGGAAGGAGUCAUUGUUGGCAGAAGGGAGGUGUGGCCCAGUUUACAGGGCUGUACUUCCAGGUGACUUACACGUGGCAAUCAAGGUUCUUGAACAUGCUAGGGAACUAGGCAAUGAUGAUGCUAUUGCCUUGUUUGAAGAACUGUCAAGGCUUAAGCAUCCUAAUCUAUUGCCUAUUUCUGGAUUCUGCAUUGCAGGGAAAGAGAAGUUAGUGUUGUACGAGUUCAUUGCCAAUGGUGACCUACACCGAUGGCUACACGAGCUUCCAACUGCUGCCCCCAACGUGGAAGAUUGGACUAACGACACGUGGGAGGUACAAAACGGGCCCCAAAUAACGUCACCCGGGAAAAUGGAAUGGCACACGCGCCACCGCAUUGCGGUUGGGAUAGCGCGUGGACUAGCCUACCUCCACCAGGCGCAGUCUAAGCCGGUGGUUCACGGUCAUUUGGUACUAUCAAAUAUCUUACUAGCCGAUGACUUUGAGCCUCGGAUAGCCGAUUUUGGACUAAGUCAAAACCGAGUCAAUGGAUCUAGUGAGAUGGAUGUGUACGAUUUUGGAGUCGUAUUGGUGGAGUUAUUGACGGGGAAAAUAGGCUCGGACGACACGAUAAAAUCGGUGAGGAGGCUAGUGAAGGAUGGACACGGAGCGGACGCGCUCGACUCGAGGCUAAAACUCGAUGGUGACUCAGUGAGCGAGAUGGUUGAGUGCCUCCGAGUUGGGUACUUGUGCACAGCGGAGAGUCCAAACAAACGGCCUAGAAUGCAACAAGUCCUGGGUUUGCUAAAAGACAUUCAUCCUCACCCACUCGGACCUCAUCCGAGUUGACUCGGUGCAGCCCGAUACGUGCCAAAAUUGAAAACCACUCUCACUCCAGCGCGUGAGUGCCACGACGAGGAAGAUGGACUGGCAGCAUUGCAUUAUUGUACUCCCAUGUGUUUGAUUGACCACUGAAAAGUCAACAGUACAAGCCCAACUCUCCCACUCAGGUUUUCCACUUCAUCAAUGGCAUUCACUCACGUGCAGGUCACGUGGUUUUACUGUCAGGAAGAUGUAGUGAGAUGGACAUUUUUGUUGAAAUGUUGUAUAUUAAAUUAGGAAAAAAAAAAAAAGAGUUUUGACAGAUUUUUUGUAUAUUUUUUAAUUUAGGAAAUUUUCGAAAUAACCUUUUUGCGUCAUCUUUGAAAUAGUAGUAUAAAUUAUGUACGCUCUCCUCUCCUUAGAUUUUACUAUGUGGAAUUAUAUCGGAUAUGUUAGUAAUUU